AUGCCUCGCCUUUCAAUUCCCACGACGGCGCGCCUGCCGUCGUCACUGCGCGUCGACCCAACCAAUCCUGCAGUACACAAAAUCCUGGGCCGACUCUCACGCCCCUCCCUCCUCUCUGUUGUCCUGGACUGGCUGCAUGAGGAUAACCUCCAUCUUGCCAUGCCCUUCUUGCGCCGACCAUACCAAGGCGAAGACUACUACGAUGAGGAUGAGCCUUCAGACGACGAAGACGAUGAGUUCGCAGACGAUUUCUAUCCCCCCGCCCGCUCCCCCGCCGCCCUGCGCGAGCUCUACAUCUCGCUGCAAGCUCGCAAGGGCUCCAAGCGCGAGGUACUCGAUCGCAUAUUAGACGGCGACUGGCGUCACGGCCUGACGCUGUACCAGCUGGCCAUGGCCGACCUACAGUACAUGCAUGACCACCCGACAUCACAGCGCUGGGCUGCGUACAAGGUUGUACCGCUCAAGCUCCAACAAGAUCAGGAUGGGGAACAACAGCUGAAGGCAGAUAAUGAGUCAUUGAGCAUUCCGCGGUUUCAUCCUUCAACCUUUCUAAGGAACCUGCAGGCCCAGGUUCUGCCGGAUGUGAAGGCGCAUUAUACGUUUGAGCCGCACCGGACGCUACCGGUGCUGUUGCUGAGGAUAUUUGUUAUUGAUUCGCCGUAUAAUACAUCGCUUAGUCUACAGCAUGGAGGGAUGAGUGCUACGACGUUUGAUUCGUCACGGACGAUCUACAUUGCCUUCCCUCAUGCCGCGCCAUACGUCUACCUCUCUAGUCCUCAGGCCACAACUGUCGAUCCAAUUCAGAAGCCUGGGCCGGGACCAGGAGUGGGCGAAUCAAAGUCCUUGGUGUCCCUGCUCCUCGAGGGUCUGCCAAAGGCCCUCUCCCGCCCACUACAGCGUCAGCGUGUAACCCUCCAAUCCACAGGUUUAAUCACUCGCAACCUAGAAGAGCUCGUCGAGCGGCGAGGACCGGGGAGAACAAACUUCGCUGGUGGCGGCUGGAGCUGGUACGCAGAUGAGAUGAAAGGACGCGACCAAAAAAGGGAAACGCCGCUAGACCUGGUGCUGCCGAGUCCCCCAGACUCGGAAGACGUCGAGGGUGCGGAUGAGCAGAGAGAGGGGAGGGAGAAGCGGAUAAAGAUUAAAGCACCACUUGAGGAACAGGAAGAGGAGGCGCGCAGAAGAGCUAAGAGGGUUGCGCAAGCGCGGUUUGGGAAUACAGCGAAGAUGAGGGAUGGGAAGGGCGUUGAGAGGGUGGAUGUUGUGAUUGAUGAUCCAUUCCCUCAAGGCGACGGGGAUGAGAACGAAGAGUGGAGGCCGAAAGUGCGGCUUACUUUCCAUGGACCGCAUGUCUUUGCUGGUAUUCGACAACUGAUCGAAUGCGGCAUCGUAGAUGGAGAACGUAUGCCAGGAUGGAUGACCGGUGAGGAGGGUGUGACAAUCGGGGCAGUAAGGCAUGGGAGGAUAAGGGGUCAUAAGGGGUCAGGUGUUUAG
This is a messenger RNA of Thermochaetoides thermophila DSM 1495, 1494 nucleotides long. RefSeq lists its product as uncharacterized. Bases 1 to 1494 code for a protein of 497 amino acids. NCBI's taxonomy places the organism in Eukaryota, Fungi, Ascomycota, Sordariomycetes, Sordariales, Chaetomiaceae. The record is from RefSeq and is a predicted model, not a curated record. Gene Ontology annotation, biological process: chromosome segregation; CENP-A containing chromatin assembly. The transcript has a single exon.